AUGGCGAAUUCACGUUAUCGAGGUUUACGGGUUCCUACCAGCGGAUAUCGACCUCCAAUCGUCCCCAACGGUAACAACACCGAAAAGUACUACGUAUACGAGAACAGCAACGUCGGGUAUCCGUCAAUGCCGAUGCCACAGGCUUCGUUCCUAGAACGCAUUGUUCCUCCAUGGGACGCUCACACCGUACAGCCAAUGAGUCCCUUUCCCCUUGGCUAUGGAUCGGGUACAGCUCCUCACCAAAUGGGAGGGCACUUGCAGGUGAUAACAAACCACAAUAAUAUACAACCUGGAGGUUCGGAAGGCAGAUUUGUCCAAUCUCCAAGCUCUUAUGGUUCGCCAUCACCAAACUCAUGCGGUGUACCGUCAAUCCGCCGGUGUAAAAUCAUUAAGAUUGCACUUAGCGAGGGACAAUAUAUGAGAGUAGAUCUUACCAGAUGUUUAUGUGGCAAAGAACUUCGGGAGGCUAUCAUAUCUGAGCUCCUGAAUACAACUGACCCUCCCAUUUCGCAAUUUGACAUUUUUCGUGACUAUCCUCCAGUGCCAGCACCGAGCGUAGCCCUCAAUGACCAACAGCUGAUGCUUGAUGUCGAGCACUUCGGGGACGCGGAAGGCUCGUUGAGGUUGUCUGUCUGGGGUACGAAGGCGAACUCUAAUCCCUACUGGCCCAGAGCGGAGCUCGCGCCUACUUCUUCAUACCCUCGCCUCCCAUACCCUAUCCAUACAGGCCCUUCGUUUCCUGUAAACUUGAAGACCUCGAUGGUUGGACACUAUGGCUCCGAAGCCUCUACUACGACUAACGCAAGUUCUCAAUCCAGUAGAUACCCCACCAGUCCUUCGAGUUGUACCUCCUUUCCCGGAUCCACCUACACAGCCGUGACCAUGCCCAUACCCAUGCCUGCACCCGCACCCAGAAACGAGUACGAAUACAGUCCAGCACCAGGAUUUCCUACUGCCGGUUCAUGUAAUACAUCAAACCCUACGUCUGGGAACUCUACUUUCAGAAGCCCCAUUACUCGUGGUGAAGUCCCUCGGCCUGGUUCAGUGAUUAUUGAUGGUACAAUGGUAAUGUCCGGAUUCUAUGAUGAAAAUACGCCGUUCCUCUUAGUCAAGGCAUCUGUAGGCAACUGA
Rhizoctonia solani is the source of this 1131-nucleotide messenger RNA. RefSeq lists its product as uncharacterized. Lineage: Eukaryota; Fungi; Basidiomycota; Agaricomycetes; Cantharellales; Ceratobasidiaceae. The transcript is spliced from 3 exons. Bases 1 to 1131 code for a protein of 376 amino acids. The record is from RefSeq and is a predicted model, not a curated record.